AAAGGGGGUCGCUCGUUACUUUUGCAAAGCAAAUUAGAGUGUUUUUAUCAGGGGGAGUGUUGUCUGAAGUGGAUACAGCGGUCUCUGUUCUCUCCUCUCAAAACACAAGCGCGACACCUGAGCUCGAGGUUUUCUUACCUGGCUGGGUUGACAUCUCACUCACGUGACCGCCGUUCGCGGCCGCGAUUGGCUGUUUAAGCGAUAAUACAGGUGACCUCUGGCUCCGUACAUUUUCGCAGCUGUACGGCGCUUUGUUGCGGGGUCCCGGGCCCUUAAGAGAUACAAGUCAAGGAGCUAGCUCGCCAAAUUAAGGUCCGGGAGUGAAAUGACAAAGAGACACUUUCUUUCUGUAUUUUCUGCGUCGCCCAGGAAUCACAGGAGUCCCGCUUGCAUUGCCCGCGAAAGGUGAUUUCAGCACCCCAUCACCAUGCCGAGUCCGACCACAGACAGGAUGGAGUUCCAUCAGCCCUUCCAGGCAGCAGACAUCCUCAAGGCGCUAAAUGACAUGCGCGGAUUCAAGGUCCUCACUGACGUCAUACUGGCAGUAGAAGAAGAGGAGUUCCACUGUCAUCGGGCGGUCUUGGCGGCCAGUAGCCCCUACUUCACGGCCAUGUUUGCGGGGAACCUGCGGGAGAGCCGAGCGGAGAGAAUCAAGAUGGAGGGCAUCCCCUCCGACACCAUGCAGCUUCACCUGGACUACGCCUACACCGGCCGCGUCACCAUCACCCGGGACAACGUCUUCCAACUCUUCGAAACCUCCGACUUGCUGCAGGUCUUGCCCGUCAAAGACGCUUGCCUGACAUUCCUAGAGAGGAUUCUGGACGUAUCGAACUGCAUAGAGAUCCGCAAACUCGCCGAGAUCCACUCGUGCGACUCGCUGUUUCGCAAGGCGAGGGACUUGGCGCGGAGUAGGUUCUCCAAAGUCAUCAAAACGGAGGAGUUUCUGCAGCUUCCCAAACAGUACCUGGUGGACUACCUCUCCGACGACGAAUUGAACACGGAAAACGAGGAGGAGAUCUACAAGGCGAUCAUAAGGUGGAUCAAGUUCGAUCGGGAGGGAAGAUCGCAGGAUCUGGAUCAGUUGAUCGAGCUGGUGCGCCUACCGUUCGUGACGCCCGAGUACCUCAUCUCCAAGAUCGCGCUGGACCCGCUGGUCUACAACUCCGACGGGUGCGUGCAACAGAUCUACGAGGCGCGGGCCUUCCAGAUCUCAGGCACGUACAGAAGAGCGGUGAAGACCAGGCAGAGACGACCGCGCAAGUGCAACUGUGUGGAAGUGAUGGUGGUGGUCUGCGGAGAGAAGAAGACUUUCAAGGGGUCGAGCAAGGCGCGGGAGGUGCCCUACUACGACCCCGUGCACCAGAGGUGGCGAGCUCUGGGUCCCGUGCCGUCGAAAGACCUCCAGGUCUCCAGUGCUGUCUCCACUGGCUACGACAUCUACAUCACAGGUGGGCUGGUCAACGACAAGGCUCGGAAGGACGCCAUGUGCUACGUGUCGUACCUGAACGUCUGGAAGCCCAUCGCGUCCAUGCUGCACCCGCGAUACCACCACGGCGCCGCGGUGCUCGACGGAAAGGUGUACGUCAUCGGCGGGUACGACGGGCAGCGGUGUCUGGAGGACGUCGAACGGUACGACCCAGACAACGACAAGUGGGAGCGGCUCGCGCCUCUGGUCCACGCCGUCAAGUGUCCCGCGGUGGCCGCCUACGACGGCAGGAUCUACGUCUUUGGAGGGUUCUAUGACGGGUACAACAUCUCCCGGCAGCUACAGUGCUACGAUCCGCACACCAACUCCUGGAGCGUGGUGGAGUCUAACAUGAUAGACUACACUUGCGCCCAUGCCGUUCGACUGGACAACCGGAUAUACUUACUAGGAGGCUCCUCCAAGACGGUGAAGGCUUACGACCCGUCGGACGACUCCAUCGUGCGCGUGGCCGACAUGAACAUCAAGCGGGAUAACUGCGGGGUGAGCGUGGUGGGCGGGAAGAUCUACGUGUCCGGGGGCGUCACGGAGUCGAACGGGCCCGCCCUGGACUGCAUCGAGUGCUACGAUCCGCGGAAGGACGAGUGGACGUUCGGCGGGCACAAGCUGCCGUGCCAGCUGUACCGACACGGCUUCGUCACAGUGCAGAUGUACAAGGAGGAUAUACACGCAGGGCAGACCUAGCGCAGAAAAAACAUGCUUCAUCAAAGAACAACCUUUCCUCAAUUCCUCUCUUUUCUUGCUCUUAAACUACAGAAAAGGCACAGUUUGUCAAAGGAGGUUAACUGUUAAUGUACAACUGUCUUGUCACCGAAAAUGCUGUGGUAGGUCCUUGUCCACAAUGCAACAAAACAUGCCGCACUGCAAAUGUGACGCCGAGCUAACUCUCAAUGAGACCAAUUAUUUCUCCAGAAUGAUUGCCUAGAGCUAAAUGUUGUAGAUUGCGAUACGUUAAGUUUCACCGGCAAAAUGCUACAAUUAGGUGAUCCCUGUAUGUGACUCCUUUGGAUUGUAACCAGUAUGAACCUAUAUCCAAGACUGAUUUUUGUAAGUAUAUGUUUAUAUAUUUGUACGGGUGAUAGUAAAUGUACAUGGAUGGCUUUAUGUUGGUAGGAAUGGAAACCGUGGGACAUGUGCUGGUAAAUUCAACUAUGAUGGAUUCUACAUUACGUGAUUUAUUCCUUUAUUAUAGUUAUUAUAUAAAUACACGUUAAGCAACACUACGAUGGCAUGUUCUAAAUGUCAGCUGGAAUGUGUUAAGUUGAAUCCUGAAGGAACAUGACAAUAUAGCCCUGAACCCACCGACAUGACAUUAAGGUGGUGGCAAAAUCGUGUGAAUGAUAAAGUUAUAGACUCGUAAGUGGAAUAAGACAAUGAAAAUAAAUACAUGUAUUAACUUAAUGUUUC
Molecule: messenger RNA, 2890 nt
Organism: Branchiostoma belcheri (Belcher's lancelet)
Lineage: Eukaryota; Metazoa; Chordata; Leptocardii; Amphioxiformes; Branchiostomatidae
Product: kelch-like protein 24
Exons: 8
Coding region: 428-2167 (579 amino acids)
Molecular function (GO): protein binding
Source: RefSeq, a predicted model, not a curated record